This is a messenger RNA of Drosophila kikkawai, 603 nucleotides long. RefSeq names its product lipopolysaccharide-induced tumor necrosis factor-alpha factor homolog. The record is from RefSeq and is a predicted model, not a curated record. NCBI's taxonomy places the organism in Eukaryota, Metazoa, Arthropoda, Insecta, Diptera, Drosophilidae. Gene Ontology annotation, molecular function: zinc ion binding.
CCGCAAAGCACAUUCGUUGCUCCAACAGUGCGCAACAAGUUCUCCCAACUCUCCGGAAAUUGGCCACUUCGGGUUUUCUGUUCAAAUAACGACACAGUGCAUACAAGUACGUGAGUGAUAGACAACAAGCAACAUGUCCAGCCCAGUGGGUCCCGAGCCCUGCAACCUGGUGUGCCCCAGCUGCCGCCAGCAGGUUACCACACGCCUGGAGCCAAAGGCCACCACCAAGACGCACCUGAUAGCACUGAUCAUGUGCCUCACUUGCCUCUGGCCCUGCGCCUGCUGCCUGUACUGCACCCAGUGCGCCAGGAACACUAACCACUACUGCCCAUCCUGCAACAACUUUGUGGGCACCUAUGAGCGCUAGACAGGAUCUUUCGCCCAGCCGGAAAUUGAUGCAUUUGCCUAGCUUUAGCAGCCAAGUCAAAAUGCAGGACGAAACUUCAUACUAAUUCCGUAGUUACCUCUCUCUCCCACACACACACCACACACACCAACACACAUUUAAUCUUACGCAAUAUUUUGAUGUCAGGCAAAAAAUUGUAGUAACAUUUUAGGCUUUUGUAAUCCCAGCACAGCAAUAAAAAUAAAAUAAAGAUUCAA